Molecule: messenger RNA, 870 nt
Organism: Chanos chanos (milkfish)
Lineage: Eukaryota; Metazoa; Chordata; Actinopteri; Gonorynchiformes; Chanidae
Gene: vgll2b
Product: vestigial-like family member 2b
Exons: 4
Coding region: 1-870 (289 amino acids)
Biological process (GO): regulation of DNA-templated transcription
Cellular component (GO): nucleus
Source: RefSeq, a predicted model, not a curated record
AUGAGUUGUCUGGAUGUUAUGUACCCAGCCUAUGGACAUUACACACCGUACGCGCCCGCUGCCUCCGCGUUCAUCAGCAGUUUACCGACUUCUACUGGUCUCAGAAGCCCUUUGUCUCGCUCCAGGGAUUUGAUGGAGAGUGCGGGGACACCACGGUGCUCAGAGGGUGUCCCGGUCAGCGGGGUGGGCUCAGGGGGUCCGUCACCCUCCUCCACAUACCCCUCAACUGCACAGUUGGAGAACAGUCCAAAAGCGAAGCAUGAAGCAGGGGAGGCAGAGUACCUGAACUCACGCUGUGUCCUCUUUACCUACUACCAGGGUGACAUUAGUACAGUGGUGGAUGAACAUUUCUCUAGAGCCCUCAGCUCCUACAUGGAGGGAGAGGGUAAGAGGAGGCCCAGUGACCGCAGCACAGACACUCCAUCUCCAAGCAGUCGGCGAAGUUUCCCUCCGUCUUUCUGGGACAGUAAUUAUCCUUCACCCCCAAGUCGGCCUCAUUGCGACCCAGGAGCUCCUACGUACUCCAUGGACCCCUAUGCUCAAGCUUUGCAUCCAGGUCUUCCACACCCCCAUCCACACCCCUCUGAAUCCUGGGGCUACCCCCAGAGCCAGGCCUACGGGCCUCCCCGACCUCUCCAUGAACUGUACUCUCCUCCUGGACUGGAGACCCACUACAGUCCUCUGCUAAUGCCAACUGUCCGGCCUCCCCACUUGCCAACCCUCCCUGGGCACUACGACGUAGGGAAGCUGGAACCCACGGCCACGUGGCCAGGACUACUACCCCCUGGGGAUGUUGCCCAGACCCUGGCCCUUAACAUGGACCCAGGCCUGCAGCACCACAAGAAAGGAAAGGAGCUCUACUGGUUUUAA